Molecule: messenger RNA, 2002 nt
Organism: Eriocheir sinensis (Chinese mitten crab)
Lineage: Eukaryota; Metazoa; Arthropoda; Malacostraca; Decapoda; Varunidae
Product: dnaJ homolog subfamily A member 1-like
Exons: 7
Coding region: 269-1540 (423 amino acids)
Biological process (GO): protein refolding; response to heat
Cellular component (GO): cytoplasm; cytosol
Molecular function (GO): ATP binding; Hsp70 protein binding
Source: RefSeq, a predicted model, not a curated record
CAGGAGUAUGCCGGGCCAGCUGGUGUGCCCUAACCCGCCCGUAACGCCCUGAAGGCACCGUAAAUACCUCUUCACUGGUAACCCCAGGCGCACAUGGGGUCUGAGGAGGCGAGGGUGAGGCCAGCUGACACGAUCCACUGCAGUGAGGGGAAAAGUCGUGGCCGUAGAGGACAGUAAGGAACCUUGAGUGUGCGAGAUCGGUGUCCCAACGUGUCUGACUGCAGGAGUAAAGGACCUUCGUAGGGGUCUGAGAGGUUGAGUCGCAGCCAUGGUGAAGGAAACGGAGUACUAUGACCGCCUGGGGGUGUCUGCUGACGCCACCCAGGAGCAGCUGAAGAAGGCGUACAGAAAACUGGCACUCAAGUACCACCCCGACAAAAACCCUGAAGGGGGCGACAAGUUUAAGCAGAUUUCCCAGGCGUACGAGGUGCUGUCCAACCCGAAGAAGAGGGCGUUAUAUGACGACGGAGGUGAAGAGGCGCUGCAGAGCGGCGGUGGCUUCAGGAACCCCAUGGACGUGUUCAACAUGUUCUUCGGCGGCGGCAUGGGGGGCGGCUCUGGCGAAGAAGACGAGGACGACGACUUGGGUGGCUUCAGCUUCUUUGGCCCAGGUGGUGGCGGACGAGGAAGGCGCCGUCAGCCCCCUCCCAUGGAGCACCGGCUGGUUGUGUCCCUGGAGCAACUGAUGGUCGGUGGCUGGCGAACCCUCAAGUUAGACAGAAAGAGGCCCUGCGGCACCUGUGAUGGCCGUGGAGGGAGGAUGAACGCCGCCACCACGACGUGCUUAGACUGUAAAGGCGAGGGUGUGAAGCUGACUUACCAGCAGCUGGGUCCGGGCCUGAUGGAGAUGCACGGGACCUGCUCAGCCUGCGGGGGCAGCGGCAGGACCAUCGCCGAGAAGGACCGUUGUGCGACUUGCAAAGGGAACUGUACCGUAAAAGACACUAAAAUAACCAAGGUGCACGUUGAGAGAGGCAUGAGGAACGGCUCCCGGAUCAUGCUGAAGGGCGAGGGAGACCAGGACGCGGGGCAGCAGCAGCCGGGCGACGUGGUGAUCAUCCUGCAGGAGAAGGCACACGACACCUACGCCAGGAAGGGACUUGAUCUGCACAUGGAGAUGAAGAUCAGCCUGACGGAGUCCCUUUGCGGGCUGCGUCGACCCAUCACCACGCUGGACGGCCGCUGUCUAGUACUGAGGCAGCCACCUAGCGUGGUGCUAAUGCCGGACGGCGAGCUGCGGGUACCUUGUGAGGGGCUGCCAAUGCUCGGGAACCCGUACGUACGCGGGGACCUGGUUGUGAAGUUUACGGUGGACUUACCGGAGCGGGUGGACGCGGCCUUUCUGCAAGAGUUCGAGUCAAUGUUCCCGCGGGAGACGGGACCGUUGGAGCUGAACGGUGAGGAGGAGCAGGUCACUAUGAUGCCUUUUGAAGGAGCAGGGGAAGAAGAAGGAAGAGGAAGGCGUUCCAGGAGUCACAACCCGUACGAAGAAGAGCCCAUGGAGACAGACGAUCAGCCUCCAGGUUGUCGCCAAUCGUAGGUCGUCCCAGUCGUCCGUCAAGGCUCGCUCUCUGACGCUAACGGCUUGGACUUGGUGGUUAUGGGGUGAAUAGGGCGGCGGGAGACCUCAGCAGGGGACUGAAGGGUGAGAAUGACCUCAAAUGUUUAGUGUCAUGCUCGACACCUUGUGCUUAUAAGAUAUCACCAAAAUUGUAGCCUGAUUUGAUGCCUUUUUCCACACCUUGAAUGUAAAAGAAAAAUAUGACUAAUCUUUCUUUUACGGUUUUUAACCUUCUAUGAUUGGAUCACUCCUGUACUUAUGUGUGGGUGGUUCCGUCAAGCUUAGCCUUAGUCAGGCGUAGGCUGCUCAGCACCCCGAUGAUUUGCUGCAACACUACAAAGCAAAUAGGAAGUAAUGUUCGAUUAUUUGUAUUGAAAUUUUGUGAAAGUAAGGGAUGAGAUAUGUCAUUGCUAUGCAAAAUAAAUCGGAAAAUUUUAGUAA